AUGAAUAGCCCGAGUGACAUAAGUCUUGUUGCCCGGAGGACUUCACCGUUGACCAGCACUGCUCCUCGGGCGCCUGCUUUGACCCCGUCCUCCAAUGCUCCUGCUCCCCUACUAUCCUCUGCCACUAGCACCACUAGCACCAGUACCACUUCUAUUACCACCGUCACCACAAACGCCCCAAGCACCAGAGUUCUGACUCCCUCAGGAGCAGCGCACGACGGAUUUUCAACGUCAGCCGCUCAUAGCAGCGGUUCACAGUCCUCACAACCAGGAGGGCCGCCCCUCUAUUACUCAAACCAGAUGUCGGGCUCAUGGCCUACGCCGGGCGGCACACAAUUGUCGGCAUAUACGUACGCCAAUUCGUCCCCCACGACUUCCAACUCAGGCUCCCUUUCACACCAGCCCUACGCUCGGGGGUCACUGUACGGGCCAGCAUCCUCGACUCCGCUCCAGCACUAUGGUGGUCGCACCUCAACUUCGGCCUCAAACGGGGAGAGCCUGCCGCCGCCGCAAUCAUACCAGGACCAGCCACACUUUGCUGGCACCAUGGCAGCCGGGGGAGGAGGCGCUGGGGGAGGCGGAGGGGCUUUAGGGUCGCCACUGUCCCAAGCCCAUGGUGGGCAUCAGUCGUCGGGGCUCGCCCAACCCGCCCUCAGCACGCCGUCAUCGAAUGCAAACCGCCCAGGGACAUCGGGGCAAAACACGCCGGGGGGCUCAGGUUCCAUGCAGGACGGCAACCCCUAUCGCCAACCGCCCACACCAACUAACCUUUACCCCCCAAGCUCGACAUCCCAUCAGAGCUCGUUCCCUUCGUUUACUUCGUCGUUGACGCAGCCGCCUCCGACGACAACAUCGCCCGCGACCACCUCUGGGCAGAUUCACCGUGGCCUCGGGUCCAUUUCCGCAAUGGCCCCGCCUCUGCACUUCUCGGGGGGUCGAGGUCCCGGGAUAUCACCACCCAUGGUAUCGUACGCGUCGUAUAGCCAGGUCCCCGGACCGGUGCUGACCAAUGUGCACCACCCCGGAGCUCCUCUCUCUAUGGUGGGCGGGGUGGGCAUGGGGGGCUACGGGCAUCACCAUCCCGGCUUACCCGCACACCAUCUUUACGUCCACCAACCCAGCCCGCCCGGGCCGCCACAAGACCGGCCCUUCAAAUGUGACGAGUGCAAGCAUAGCUUCAAUCGGAACCACGAUUUGAAGCGGCACAAGCGGAUACACAUGGAGAUCAAGCCUUUCCCCUGCGGCCACUGCGAGAAGGCCUUUUCGCGGAAAGAUGCUCUGAAGCGCCACAAACUGGUUAAGGGUUGCGGCAGGGUGUCGCCCCCGGAAGGGGCCGAGAACAAGACCACGGAUACCCGGGGAUCGCCUCGAAACCAUGGCGAUGGGAUGAGUGACGACAGAGAAGGCAGUCCCAGGAUAAAAAAGGAGUGA
Canariomyces notabilis is the source of this 1431-nucleotide messenger RNA. RefSeq lists its product as uncharacterized. Gene Ontology annotation, biological process: regulation of transcription by RNA polymerase II. Lineage: Eukaryota; Fungi; Ascomycota; Sordariomycetes; Sordariales; Chaetomiaceae. The record is from RefSeq and is a predicted model, not a curated record. Gene Ontology annotation, molecular function: DNA-binding transcription factor activity, RNA polymerase II-specific; RNA polymerase II cis-regulatory region sequence-specific DNA binding. The transcript has 2 exons. Bases 1 to 1431 code for a protein of 476 amino acids.